This is a messenger RNA of Durio zibethinus, 1479 nucleotides long. RefSeq names its product Rieske (2Fe-2S) domain-containing protein. NCBI's taxonomy places the organism in Eukaryota, Viridiplantae, Streptophyta, Magnoliopsida, Malvales, Malvaceae. The record is from RefSeq and is a predicted model, not a curated record. Gene Ontology annotation, molecular function: 2 iron, 2 sulfur cluster binding; nitrite reductase [NAD(P)H] activity.
AUGAAAAAGACGAAAAUGGAAAAUUGCAAUCACAAGAUGAGAAGAGAAAAAUUGUGGACAUAAGACAUACACUCACUCUCUUUCUCUUUGCUCUUGCGAACCCAAACUUAGUUUAUCAACUCACUUUCUGUGGCCAUGCAGUCCCCUGCCCCCUUAGCUGUCUCUCUCCCUAGCCUCUAAUUUUCUCCUCUUGCAAUGGCUAUUGCUUUCCACCAUAAUUACCAUUUCACCGCUACUCCCAUCUUCGGCCGUCGCAAUUCCCCGUCACCACCUCCCAUACUCCUUCGCCCCAACAACCCUCUUACCCUUUCCUAUCGUUUCGCUGAUAAGCAAUGCAGCAGCAGUAGAAUCACGUGCAAAGCGACAGAAAUAUCUUCUGUGGGCGAAGAAUCAGCGGCGUCGGGCAGUGGUGGUGAGAACUGGGUGCCGGUUGUGCCGGUGGCAGCGCUGCCGAAGGGAGAGCGGCGCGUGAUCAUACAAGACGGGGAGACCAUACUGUUGCUUUGGUAUAAGGAUGAGGUUUUCGCUAUUGAGAAUCGUUCGCCUGCUGAAGGCGCUUACACUGAGGGCUUGCUCAACGCCAAACUAACCCAGGAUGGUUGUAUUGUUUGUCCAACAACUGAUAGCACAUUUGAUCUUCGGACUGGAGCCAUCAGGGAAUGGUAUCCAAAAAACCCAGUGCUGCGAGCCCUUACACCUGCUUUGAGGACACUUUUCAUUUACCCUGUAAAAACAGACGGCCAAAAUAUUUAUAUCAGCAUGAAAGGCAGUGUAAAAUCUGAUGCAGCUGCAGAGAUUGUGUUCAGUGGAAAAGCUCAACCUGGUGUAACAGCUACUGAUGUCAAUGUGGAUGAGGUGAGAAUGGUAAUUGAUGAGGACUCAGAGGGGUUUGGUUUCACGGGGAAGAAUGAAAUUAUAAAUGGGAAGGCAGCUAUCAUCGGUUUCCUGCUGUUGCUGGAUUUUGAGCUCUUGACCGGUAAAGGUCUUUUAAAGGGAACAGGCUUCUUGGACUUUAUAUAUGCUGCUUCAGAUGCCUUCAAGUAGAUUUGCCAUUUCAUUCACAUGAGGUUGCUUGGUCUUUUUAUUCUCAGUAUUUUUUCAUGUCAAAAACUCUUGAAUCCCCUGGAUAUUUCAUCCAAAGUUGUAUAUUUGUCUAAAAAUUUGACCGCAUUGAUUAUUUGUAUUUUGAACCUGAUAAUUCCUAUUCAAUAUGUACAACAAAAAUACCAAUUUCACGAAACCAACAACCCUUUAUGCUGUUUGUUUUACUGCAUCUUGUAUUAUCUGCCAACUAGUUUUUCUUACAUGUAUGCUAGUAAAUGGACUGUUUCUGAAACUACAAAUCAUGUCUGCCGAUGACAACACCAAUAAAAGGGGUGAACUCAGGCUGGCUGUCGAGAAUGUGAGCCCAUGAAGGCCUGGUUUGGCACUGAGGUGGGACCGGGCUUUUGUACUAAAAAUUCCAUUUCACCCUCACCU